Anguilla rostrata (American eel) is the source of this 2211-nucleotide messenger RNA. Its product is annotated as stomatin-like. Bases 215 to 1102 code for a protein of 295 amino acids. The record is from RefSeq and is a predicted model, not a curated record. Lineage: Eukaryota; Metazoa; Chordata; Actinopteri; Anguilliformes; Anguillidae. Gene Ontology annotation, cellular component: plasma membrane. The transcript is spliced from 8 exons.
UCACGUCCCCCGUAUUUUUCUAUCUGAGAACGACUGGCACAAGAGCUGUCGCGUCUGAGCAGAGGCAGUGGUCUUAAGCGCCCACUUCAGCCAGGUAACGGGACCUAGCAUCGCUCGUUAGGAUAAACCCUGUUUUAGGCUCCAUUAAAGCAUAACUAGUUUAGUUAGCUUAUUUGCUAACUUACGUUGGUUGUUCAGCCUUUGCGGGAAAACUAUGGAUGACUCUGAAUCCCGCAAGAUGAGAGCAGAGAGGAGACGGCAGAACCAGGAUGACUCGCCCAGAUAUCAUCAGGGGCAGUAUAUUCCAGCUCUGGAGAACCCGGAGAGCGACAUGGGGAUCUGCGCCUGGUGUCUGAUGGGCUUCUCCAUCCUGCUGGUGCUCGCCACUCUGCCCAUCUCCAUCUGGAUGUGCAUAAAGAUUGUGAAGGAGUAUGAGAGGGCCAUUAUCUUUCGGCUUGGACGCAUCCUCAAGGGAGGCGCUAAAGGACCAGGUCUGUUCUUCAUCCUUCCCUGCACUGACAGCUUCAUCAAUGUGGACAUGCGCACCAUCACCUUCGACAUCCCUCCACAGGAAGUGCUGACUAAGGACUCAGUGACGGUGUGCGUGGACGGCGUGGUGUACUACCGCGUGCAGAACGCCACGCUGGCGGUGGCCAACAUCACCAACGCCGACGCCGCCACGCGCCUGCUGGCCCAGACCACCCUGCGCAACGUGCUGGGCACCAAGAACCUGGCCGAGAUCCUGUCGGACCGCGAGGAGAUCGCCCACAGCAUGCAGUCCACCCUGGAUGACGCCACAGAUGACUGGGGCAUUAAGGUGGAGCGGGUGGAGAUCAAGGAUGUGAAGCUUCCUCUGCAGCUUCAGAGAGCCAUGGCGGCUGAAGCAGAGGCGUCUCGCGAAGCUCGCGCUAAGGUGAUCGCGGCGGAGGGCGAGAUGAACGCCUCGCGGGCGCUGAAGGAGGCGUCCAUGGUGAUCGCGGAGUCGCCGUCCGCCCUGCAGCUGCGCUACCUGCAGACGCUCAACACCAUCGCCGCCGAGAAGAACUCCACCAUCAUCUUCCCGCUGCCCAUCGACAUGAUCCAGGGCUUCCUGAAGCAGUGAGCCGCGAAACCGCGAGCCGCGGGAGCACCACCUGCCCGCGGCCCGCGGCCCGGAGGCGGGGCUUCGCGGGGCCUGGCGGGGCCCCGGCCGCCGACGCGGGAUCGGCGGGAGCGCGCCUCCUGUGUUUCGAAAGCAUGCUCUGGGUAGUUACGGAAGCGUUUGUUUUUUCGGUUGGUUUGAGGUGUCUCGCUUACAUUUUAUUUGGAGGCUUUGAAAGCGCCGUUUGUUUCGUCAUAUGAAUCUGCUGAUCGGCACUGAGCGUGUGUGUGAGCAUGUGUGUGUGAGCUUGUGUGUGCGUGCGUGUGUGUGUGAGCAUGUGUGUGAGCAUGAGUGUGUGCAUGAGUGUGUGUGUGAGCGUGUGUGUGUGCGUGCCUGCGUGUGUGAGCAAGGGUUUUCAAGUGUCUGGUAAUGAACGGCUUUGACCAGCCCUUUGUUAAAUUCAAACAGAGAUGAGCGGAUUGUGUGUAGAAGAGCAAUCUAACAGUCGGAUUGACCUGACAAAGCCUUAAGCCAUUGCCAUUCUGUUAACAUUUGUUACAUUUCAUUUACAAUUAAUCAUAAAUUGGUAUGCUAUGCUUUUAAAGCUUUUCUGUGACGAGAACAGAUUUUUUACGGUAAUGUUUCAUUUACAGUAGGUUCAUGAACUUAAUUAUAUGAAACCGGACUGCUCUAUAUUAACCCAGUUGGAGAUUACUGGCAGGUAUGAACCCUGUUAUCAAAACUUUAAACAAAUGUAUGACUACUAUGCAUUUUACUUAUAAGCCUCAGCUAUCAGCAUCAUCAGUCUAUCAUGGGUGCCAUACCAAAGAUUUCCAUUUUUUUAAAAAUGGAUAAAUUCAUGUUAUGGUUGGCUGUUGUCUUCAACUCAUGAAAUAUUAACCAUACUAAACUAUACUGUCGUUACUAAACGCCUAUUAACGUUGCUGUAAGCCAUUAUAUACAUAAUGCUUAUCCAUAGCUGUAAUUUUCACCUUUUUCUGAUGUUCUGAGUACUGUUAGACAUGUUUGUAACUUUCCAAACUGAAAACUCAGUAAUGUGCUACUUCUACUGUUUUUUUUCAGCUUCAGAAAAUGUUCAAUUUAUUAUCAAUUAAAAAGUACGUGUGAGA